Molecule: messenger RNA, 1178 nt
Organism: Eruca vesicaria subsp. sativa (arugula)
Lineage: Eukaryota; Viridiplantae; Streptophyta; Magnoliopsida; Brassicales; Brassicaceae
Source: the annotation of a GenBank genome assembly
UCAGAAUACGCUUCUGCUCCAAAUUUCUUUCGAGAGAGAACAUGAACGGCGCUCGACUCGAAUUCGAGAGCCCUAUAGAAGAUGCGAUCUCAAAGCUCAAAUUCUCGCCAGAGUCAAACAAUCUCCUCAUCGCUUCUUGGGAUUCCUAUCUGAGAUUGUAUAAUGUAGAGAGCUCUUCGCUAAUCUUACAACUACACUCCCCUGCCGCUCUUCUCGAUUGCUGUUUCGAGAACGAAUCAACUUCAUACACCUCUGACUCCGAUGGAUUCAUCCGAAGGUACGAUUUAAACGGUGGAAGAGUUGAUAAGAUUGGUAGACAUGACGACAUUGCUACAUCUGUUCUCUACUCUCACCAAAAAGGUGAAGUUAUAUCUACUGGCUUGGAUGAGAAGAUCAAGUUCUGGGAUACACGACUAGGUGAAAGUCUUGUGCAUUCUACUGAUGCUGGUGCAGCAGUGAGAUGCAUUACUGUGAAUGGAAACAACUUAGUGGUUUGUGUUCAAGCAUCAAUGCAUAUAUAUGACUUGCGUAGCUUAGAUCAACCUUUUCAGUCUUAUGAAUCACAAGUGGAAGUGCCUAUCAGAUGCGUCACCUCUGUUCCUUUCUCUACUGCAGGAUAUGCAGUCGGCUCAGUAGACGGACAAGUAGCUUUGGAUUUCCCGAAUACAUCAUGCUCUAGUGAGAUGAAAUACACAUUCCGAUGCCAUCCCAAGUCUAUGAAAGGAAGACUCGAUGGUGCAUGCAUAAAUGCUAUUGAAUUCACUCCAGGUGGGUCAGGGACUUUUGUGACUGGUGACAAUGAAGGCCACGUUAUCUCAUGGAAUGCUAAAAGCAGAAGAAGACUCUUUGAGUUGCCAAGGUACUCAAAUAGUGUCGCGUCCUUGGCAUUUAACCACACUGGAGAACUCUUAGCCGUUGCAUCAAGCCACACUUACCAAGAAGCUAAAGAGAAGGAAGAACCUCCCCAAGUGUUCAUACACAAGUUUUAAAUGAUUGGUAGCUUACUGAAUCUCAAGUUAAUCAAAGCAUGACUCUUUUUUUUUUAAUUUGUUUUCUAGCUAUUUUGUUUGACUGUGUGUGUCUAGCACGUUAACCAUGGCACGUAGAAGUUGCUAUAGACUUGUGGCAUGCUAAGCUUCCACAUGUAAAAAAUCCUCCUAUCUCUUUUUAAGUCUCUC